Clonostachys rhizophaga is the source of this 450-nucleotide messenger RNA. The record is from the annotation of a GenBank genome assembly. NCBI's taxonomy places the organism in Eukaryota, Fungi, Ascomycota, Sordariomycetes, Hypocreales, Bionectriaceae.
AUGGUUUUCUUCCCAGGUCGUUGCCUUUACUAUGGCCCCUAUGUUCUGCCUAAGAUUGCUCUCACCCAAGCUCACUUCUCAACCUUCGGAUAUGAAACGUCCCAUCACUUUUCUGGCAUCUUCUUUGACGCUAUGGCCUCCUCUCCUGGUUGGGCUAAGACCAUAGGCGUCACACUGGAGCCAAACCCCCAAGAAGCCAAGUAUACUCCCACAACCCUAUCUAUCCCCGCGCUGAAAUCACUCGAACCGAGAUACUUUUUGUCUGCGAAUCCUUAUGGUGUCCUUCUGAGCAAAUCUGCUUUCGCCGGGGCUAGAACCUUACGGGCACAGAAGCAUGGAUCACGAUAUACUGGUCUAUUAGCUACUAUUGCAGAUGAAUCGGUGCUGACUCUGGGGCAGUGGGACCCUAGUCAGUUGGAUACAAUAUCCCUUCUCUACAGUAAAGAAUAG